GCCGUAUAUAUGAAGAAGCCACACAGGUUGCCCACACAAGCUACGGUCCAAGAGAUCGAGGGACACACGACUUUGUUCUUCAAGGAGACCCUAACAUCUGCUUGGCAAGAUGACAACCACCAACUGCGAAGACCAGAAGCUUCUUCAAAUGAUAGACUCGAGGCUCCUAGAAGUAAUCGAGGAAACGGCCGAGGAGCGUGCGCGGAAAAUGGUGGAGAAAUAUCUCAAGGAACGCGAUGAGAAGAUAAAGGAACAGAGGAAAAAAGACAUCAAGACUAUGACAAAAGAUUUCUGUGCCACCACUACUGCUCAUGGAGUCAGCCGUGUGGCAGAAGCUGACACAACAAGAUCAAGGAUCAUCUGGACAGUCAUACUUAUCACCUGCAUCACCCUGUUCGUCUACCAGUCCGCCAUCUUGAUCAAGUCGUACUUUGAGUACCCGGUUAACGUCGACAUCAAGGUGGUGGACAACAAAAAACUCACCUUUCCUUCCGUCACUGUCUGCAACAACAACCGAUUGCGAAAAUCCAAGUUGAGCGGCUCCCGACAUGGCUCUUUACUUGAACUGGAUGAGAGAACUGAGCGUGACGUCAGAGACUACUUGGGGCAGGUACCGGUAGACAUGGAGAUACAAGGAGUCGUGAUCGGGACUGAGCCGGAAGAUGGAACUUUUGACGGUUAUAAUGAGGAUUUUGAGGUAGCCUAUCUCUCCGACGAAAACAGCGAUGCUUCGUCGGUGUGUAGGGUCAGGUCGAAACAACUGUGCACCCUGGCUCAGAUCCUGAGACAUUCGAAGGAUGAUAACAUCAUGUCAGGGUGGAGCUACUACAACAGAGACGGCUGGGCAGCAAUGUUGUCGAGUCAAUGCACCGCAGCCGAUCAACAAGAUACUUGUGACGUGUGUUAUAAUGACAGGAUUCUUCUGCGGCGCAUAGAAGACAUCCCCGAUAAAAUCAACUCAACGUUCUGCUGCCAUCCUGACAGUUACGUCAAACUGACCAAUCAAACGUUUGAAACUCGCCAGGAGGCUUUGGAUUCAGGCGCAUGCGCGAACUUAGUUGGCUAUGUAGAGGGAGAAGCGUGCACCGCUAGUCAGCUGGCUGCAGCCUACAAAAAUGGCGAACGUUUGGACGGUUGGGGUUGGUUUCGGACGAGGGAAAACCUCCAGAUGAAGUUAGAGGACGACUGUUCAAACACAACCGCAUCGACAUGCUACCGCGGAGUGCUCCCAACGAAUGAAAACACUGAAAAAGCCGGUUUGUUCUGUUGCUCUCCUCAAAUGUGCGUACAGUCGGGAUGCACGGCCAAAGUUCCCGGAUGCAGCAAUCCGCUUGGAAUGGAAAGCGGGAAAAUUUACGACCACCAAAUUUCAGCGUCGUCAUUUGUGGACGGUCACCCACCCCAUUAUGGCCGUUUGAAUUCCAAGGUACCGUGGCAGUUUGAUCGAUAUCCCCAUUAUGAUGACAAUCCCCGUUUCGAGGUAGACUUAGGCAGAACGGUUCUUCUGACAGGGUUGAUAAUUCAAGGAGAAACAGUUCAAACGUAUCGUAUAAAGUACGGGAUGACGACAAGUGAUUGGGUUGGCUAUGUAGAUGAGUAUGGCGAAGAAGUUCUUUUCUGCGGCCAUGUCGACGGCAAUGGCUACAACUUCCAACAUCUGCCGCGUCCCGUCAUAACCCGACACGUCGCCAUUCUGCCUCGUGUCAUCAGUGAUGGGCGCAAUAAAACUCUUCGUGUUGAGUUUCUUGGAUGUGAAGAGAGUGACUGCAUCCUCAGCGCUACGCAUGCGAAUUCCUCGCGUAGGAUCACCAUAGAUCCCAGCUCCAUCAUCUGCAGCAGUAAUGACUGUGUGUCAAAUGUCACCACGUACCGCGGGACCGUUCGGUCUGCUGGUAACGCCGUCUGCCAAGACUGGACCUGCCCAAACCGUCACUUCGACUUCUGCCUGGAGGAGAACUUCUGCCGAUCUGCACCGGGUGGAGCUAGCACAGAUCUAGUCUGCCCUUCCGAUACUCGACAAGCGAACCUGACGUCGGAUCCCUGUCAGUCCAUCGCAAGAUGUCCCAUCAGCGAGAAUGAAGACGAACCGGUAUUCCCAACAAGGCACAAGUUUUACCAGCAAACCUACGCCGCACAGUAUUGUGAAGAACGAGGGAAACAACUGUGUUCUCUAGAGCAGCUGGUCCUGUUAAACACAUUCAAAGAUGUCAAGGCAACUGGAUGGGGCUGGAUCAGGAAUCAUGGUAUGGAAGCCAUGUUUGAGGAAGACUGUACAACUUCACCUUCUGAAUUUUGUUUCAACGUGUAUCGAUAUCGAGUUUCAGUCGCCGUGAGCAAUGUAGCCUAUUGCUGUGACGACUCCUUGUUUGAACUCACUGAGCAAAAGCACCGCAACCACAGCAGUGCUGAGAAGGGCUGCCGUGACCGGGGCAUGCAGCUAUGUCUCCCUUCACAGCUGAUGGCCGUCCAUGAGGCUUCCAUCAGGCGCGACAGUUACCCUGAAGACAUCGCGUGGAUCAACAUGGCCGACAAAGUCACACUACUUAACGACACCUGCGGGUGCCUUGUUGGCGAAAGAUGCUUCGAUAAUAAGAUUCCUUUGUUCGAAAUCGAUCGGUCAAAAUCUUACAAAGCGCUUUGCUGUGAGGAGAGUUUCUUUCAGAGUGAAGACAAGUUUUCUCAACAGUCGGAGGCCUUUACAGUGUGCGCCAAGGGAGCAAAGCAGCCAUGUUCACGUCUUCAACUUAAUGACUUGUAUAAUGACGGAGUUAGAAACGAUGGCUUUUCAUGGUUUGUCGACCCAAACGCUGUGGCAAGUCUUCAAGAUCAGUGCAACACUUCAGAUCAUAAUUGUAAAGAUGGCGUAACGUACAAGGACAGCAUUUCAUCCAACGACACGGCCUUUCAUGUCUACUGUUGCAACCCCGAGUCAGGCACAUCGCCACAAAAUCAAUCCAUACCACGGAAAGCUGAUGAGACAAACCACUUCAAUGGCUGCAACAACCCGCUAGGUAUGGAGAGUGGCGUUAUUGUACGUGAUCAAAUCACUGCUUCUUCUUUCCUUCACCAGCGUACAUCCAACCAUGCCCGGCUCAACAGUAGGUCUUCGUGGAAGAUGGAGGAAAAUGACACCAGGCCUUGGAUACAGGUGGACUUACUAGACUCUUAUAUCCUAGCCGGGGUGAUCACACAGGGAGGAGGUAAGGCUGGUGGCUUCGUCAAAACCUUCUCUUUAUCCUUUAGCAUUGACGGAGAUCAGUGGCUGACUUACAGGGAGGACGAAACGAUACCAACAGUGUUUGUCGGAAACAAAGAUGGCGACACCCCUAACCACGUGUACUUCUCUCGCGCAGUCGGGACUCGAUACGUACGGCUGUAUCCGCUGUUAUGGGGACGGAAGGGAGGACUACGUCUCGGAAUAGUAGGGUGCAGGUCAUCUAGCUGUACAAUGUCAACAAACACAGUUGGACAGACUGUUCAGUUUUAUCAUCAUCACCAAGCGAUGUGCGCGGAACCCGAGUGCAUCGUGGGACGAGGCCUGAACUACAGGGGUAAGCAGAACGUCACUAGGAGCGGCCGGCCGUGUCAGAAGUGGAACUCCCAUGAUCCACAGCGUCACUGCACCACUCCCUCACUGUACCCGGAUGCGGAUCUGUCUGAAAACUACUGCCGGAACAUACCGGGUCAUCCGUCUAAAGCGCCGUGGUGGUUCACAGAAGAGCGGGACUGGGAAUACUGCCAUGUCGAGCGGUGUGAAGUCGGCUGUGUAGACUUGAACCUGAACGCUGUUGGCGGUGACAAUGACUGGGCUGGUUUCCUUCUCAGCUCCAACACAGAUGACUACACGGACAUCACGGACUUUUCAAUGGCUACGAGAGAGGAGAUUGCAGAGAUGGGGCACCAAAAGGAAGACCUUAUUGUUCAAUGCACCUUUGACAAAGAACGUUGCUCAUUGGACGAUUUCAAAGUGACACAAAACGCCAAAUAUGGCAACUGUUUUACCUUCAAUCAUGGCGAGGACGGCGUAGUUCGAAACACCACCAAGGUGGGAGCGGAGUACGGUUAAAACUGACGCUGUCAAUCGAAAGGAAGGAAUACGUGGGACUCUUGGUCAGGAUCCAGGAGCAAAGGUCACCAUCCACAGCGUAGGGUCAACGCCGUUCCUGAAGGCAAUGCCAUCAAUACCAAACCCGGGGAGAGCACUUUCGUCGGCUUGAAACGCAGUUCUGUCAAACGACAGCCGCAUCCUACGGAGACUGCACCUCACAUCAGGAAA
Molecule: messenger RNA, 4276 nt
Organism: Branchiostoma belcheri (Belcher's lancelet)
Lineage: Eukaryota; Metazoa; Chordata; Leptocardii; Amphioxiformes; Branchiostomatidae
Exons: 7
Coding region: 110-4066 (1318 amino acids)
Biological process (GO): sodium ion transport
Cellular component (GO): membrane
Molecular function (GO): sodium channel activity
Source: RefSeq, a predicted model, not a curated record